Anthonomus grandis grandis is the source of this 1324-nucleotide messenger RNA. RefSeq names its product negative elongation factor E (gene Nelf-E). The coding region runs from base 103 to 921 and encodes 272 amino acids. The record is from RefSeq and is a predicted model, not a curated record. The transcript has a single exon. Gene Ontology annotation, biological process: negative regulation of transcription elongation by RNA polymerase II. Gene Ontology annotation, cellular component: NELF complex. Gene Ontology annotation, molecular function: RNA binding. Lineage: Eukaryota; Metazoa; Arthropoda; Insecta; Coleoptera; Curculionidae.
CUGUCAAAAUUGUCAAACCAAACCAUAUGUUUAUUGUUUACCCUUUAUAAUCAAUUAAAAUCUGAAUCUAUUAAUUAAACAAACGGCAUCUAAACCCUCGCAAUGGUUUAUAUUCACUUCCCAGCCAAUUUCACCGAAGAAGAACUAAUGCUGCAGGCAAAAUAUACCAAGUUAAAAAAGAAAAAAAAAGCCGUAAUGGCGUUAAAGGCCCCAAAACCGGAACCGGAGGCUCCGAAGAUCCCGAAACGCCCCACGGACGCGCGGGACGCCCGGGAAGUUGCCAAAAAACUGAUAAAAUCGGGCGUGAUUUCGGCAAUUACCAAACCCCAAAAACAACCGGAGCAAGGUUUUAAAAGACCCAGAGGUUUAGAGAGAAAAUUAAUCUCUGAGAAAACAGUAAGCGGUUACCAGCCGUUUUCCGCGAUGCAGAUGGAAGAUGGACCCGAUAAUCCCGAAAACAAACCGCCCAGAAUCAAAAAUCUUUACGAUAACUUUGAGAACGUUAGGGAGAGACCAGAAGACAGAACUGUGGUGGAAAAACCAAAAGAAAAACCGGAGAAACCGCGUACCGGUAACACCAUUUACGUCUCGGGCUACAAAAUCACAGAAGACUUCUUGAAAAAACACUUUUCCACCAUGGGUAACAUUAUAAAUAUAUCAAUGGAAAUUGAAAAGAACAGAGGAUUCGUUACUUUUGAUAAAACUGAUGCGGCUGAUCGGUCCAUCGCUGAAAUGGAUGGCAGUAUGGUAUCAGGGAUUCAGUUGCAAGUCUCCUUGGCCCGGAGGCAACCCACCAUUGAUCCAGUGAAUGAUUCCACUUCUUCAGUAGCUUGGACAACAUUGGCUUCUACUAAUUCCCAAAAGGGCAGUCACAAGGACAAAAGGGAUUUGGUCUCUUAUGAUGAUUUGUUUGAUGAUUAGAUUUAUUUUUAAAUUUUUGGGUGUGUGCUAAAUGUUACAGUAAAUUAUCUGAUUCUGUAAUUUUAUGGUUUGAUUUAGAAGGUUUUAUGGUUUGUUUUAAUUGUUAAAAGUAAGAGUUGAGGGUGUCCAAACUUAGGAAAAACUUUGCUUUAAUAAACUUUUUUAUUACUUAGUAUUCAGCCUUAAUAUAAAUGUAAAUGUUUACAGUGAACAGUGUUAGUUUGUUCUACUAUCACUGUUGGUAGCUUCUGAGACUAAUUUAUAAACCUUUUUUAGGUCAUAACCUGCUUCAUGCACUUUAAUUUUAUAAUAGUAAUUUUUUUGUUUUGCAAUAAUUUUUUUCAAGUUAUUUCUAUAAUUUUUAAAGUUUUGGUUAGCUGUUUCAUUAAAAUUUUGAUUUAGA